This is a messenger RNA of Cercospora beticola, 978 nucleotides long. RefSeq lists its product as uncharacterized. Gene Ontology annotation, biological process: cilium assembly. NCBI's taxonomy places the organism in Eukaryota, Fungi, Ascomycota, Dothideomycetes, Mycosphaerellales, Mycosphaerellaceae. The record is from RefSeq and is a predicted model, not a curated record.
CUUCUAGUCCGAAGCAUUUUCCGAAGAUACAUUCCGCCGUCUUCACCACUAACCACUUCCGCCCAUCGCAACCACUUGGCAACAACCACGACUUCCACGUCCAUAACAAGCCAACAUGCUUCCCAAACAAUUAUCCAGAGCCGACUCGGCCGUUCUUGCUCAGGUGUUUGACCCGGAGAGUGCACCGACGAGGGCAGAAGUCAUAAUUGACCCCAGUCUGCCGGAGGACCGCCACAUCCGUGAUGCCGCAUUGCUCGCUCAGCUCCGGACACGAGAAAGAGAAGCGAUAUCGAUUGUGGAAGACUUCGAACGAAACCGAGCGCGAUUUCCGGAUGUAAAAGAAUCCGCCAAGGAUGCCGCCUAUCGAGCCGCACUCACCUCGCUUGAUGCUCUCAUCGCAGAACACCCGAGCUAUGCCUCUGCGCGUAACAAUCGAGCCCAGAUGAGGAGGUGGAGGUUCGGGGAUAGAAAUUCGAUUGUCCGACCCAGAUCCUUGCUGUACGCAGACCAACGAGCUGGAGGCGUGGCAGCUGAACGAGAUCUUCGAGCAUGCAUUGCUUCUGCUUCACCGGCGAGACAACAAGACGCAGUCUCUCCCGCUCAAGGCAAGCUGCUCGCCCAAGCAUAUACACAGCUCGGAGCCAUAUACCACGCAGCCUCGAAGGACCUAGAAAUGGGAGGCGAUGUUGAUGUGGCUGAAAUUGAGGGCAUGAAGUGGAGCAAAGAACGCUUCGAAGAAGAGGCUUCCAGAGCUUUCUACAUGGGUGGUCUUUAUGGCAACGAGGUUGCCAAGGCGUUGGCUGUACAUACCAACCCGCAUGCGAAGCUAUGCGGCAGUAUCGUGAAGGAGGCCAUGCGCAAGGAGAUGGAGGCGGCGUGGUGAGCUUGCGGGUGAUUCACACUUAUUUCCGCCACUCCAUAGACCGUGUGUUGAUACUCGGAAAGGGCAAUGCUGAUAGAAAUGCAUGAGCCCAUGAU